GGGACACUGGGUGUUCACGCACACCUCGACGAAUCGUCCGGCCUGAUGGAAAUAUUCAGCAGCCUCUUCCUAGAGGAGUUGUUUCAAACAAUUGUUGCCGAGACGAAUCGGUACGCUCGACAGAACCCGGGAGGUCUGCUCAUAUGUCGGCCUAAGGUUCCUCAUGGGACUUCAGGUGAAGAGGUGCCAGAGGGACCUUUGGUCGACGGACCCGUUGAUGUCCUCGUCUGUGUUCGCCAAGACCAUGUCCAGGGACCGCUUCGACAACCUUACCUCCGCCCUCCACUUUGCUAACAACGAAGGGGAGCACAGCGCGGAGGAACGGUUGUGGAAGCUGUGCCCUGUGAUUGACGUCUUGGAUUCGACGUACAGUUCCGUCUUCGUCCCCAGAAAGAACGUGACCGUCGACGAGAGCUUGUGGGCCUUCAAGGGGAGUCAUCAGGCCCUUCAGUACAACCCUAGUUAGAGGGCUAGGAGGGGCCUGAAGGUCUACAAGCUGUUAUGUCCGAUGGUCCAGAGGCAGGGUAUACAGCGGCCUUCAAUAUUUACAUGGGGCAGGAUCGCGGCGAGUUUCCGGCGAGCAUGAAGGCCGUCGACGACCUGAUGGAGA
Penaeus chinensis is the source of this 610-nucleotide messenger RNA. Its product is annotated as piggyBac transposable element-derived protein 4-like. The record is from RefSeq and is a predicted model, not a curated record. The coding region runs from base 164 to 466 and encodes 100 amino acids. The transcript is spliced from 2 exons. NCBI's taxonomy places the organism in Eukaryota, Metazoa, Arthropoda, Malacostraca, Decapoda, Penaeidae.